UGAACUGACUGUGUAGUGCUCAGCGGGUAAUGACUGAGAGGAGUGCCUUUGAUUUGGUAUUUCAUCACCUCGCGCCUCUGCAGGCUCAUCUCUCUCACCAAGAUGUCUUGCUACGACCUGUGCCCACCAAAAACCAGCGUUGCCGUGCCCCAGCCCAUCGCUGAGAGCUGCAACGAGCUGUGCGCGCGCCAGUGCCCCGACUCAACGGCCUUCAUCCAGCCACCGCCCGUUGUCGUCACCUUCCCCGGCCCCAUCCUCAGCUCCUUCCCCCAGCAAGCCGUGGUGGGCUCCUCCGGAGCACCCGCCUUUGGGGGCUCCCUGGGGCUGGGGGGCCUCUACGGUGCCGGGGCCACUCAGGGCUCGGGGGGCCUCUGCACCUUUGGCAGACCCUACGCUUCUCCUGCCUGCAGCCCCUGCCCCUUGCCCCGCUACAGCAGGAAGUUCUGGGACACCUGUGGGCCCUGCUAAACCCAGCCGCAAGACUCCUCUCCUCUUCCUUCCUCAUUCUCUGUGCUGAUCUGUGAUGCCCACUUUGUCUUUUAUGGCCCUGAACUGGGCCCUGUGCUGGCCACUGCCUUGAAGAUGCCUCAAGAAACACUGCUCCUGAAGGCCCAGGCACCUCCUUCCUGCCUUGGACUGCAGUACGUCUUUAUCUUGUGUCCUUUCCUGUCUUUACAAUAAAAUUAAUAUGCAUCCAAUGUUUGAAUCUUGGGCUUUUCUUCCUGGGCACAAUGGCUGCCCCAGGGCUCCCUUCUCCCACGCACAGGCCCCACACCUGGCCCCAAACUGGCUCUCAGCCCCCAGCUUAGCCAGUCAGUGUUUCCAUGGGUCAAAGACCCUGGCCAUGCCACCUCUGACCCACGCUGCGCUGCUGCUCAUCUCAAUUAGCCCUGUCUGAAUGUAGGAUUCUCCCUGACCAGCAGGAAAUGUCCCAGCAUGCAAUCUGAGACCUGCUAUCCGCCCUCCUGGGUGGGUCUUUGCCAACUCCCUUGGCCUCAGCAAUAUCCCCUCCAUGCCCAAUCUGAAGGCGCAGAUUAAGUUGUGAGGAAACUUCUUGAAAAUCAUCCUCUCCAAGUGCGCGUUCAAGCUGUGCUGCCAACAGCCACUACAGACAAUUAUUGGGUAUCAUGAAUUAGAAGGGAACCCAUCCCGAAGAUAAAGGCUCCAACACCUGACACUACUGAUUGAAACUUUCUUCCUGGACAUUGACCACACUACUUCCCUGGAGAGCAUCUGUGCUUGUCCAUCCUCUCAUUGCAGAGAUUUUUCUUAAGAACACAGUUAGUUAAACUUCCCCUCAUUAAGCAUUAAGCCAUUCCCUUACAUCUCACCUCCUUGCAUAGCAAAACACUGAUCUGAAUUUCUAACAAAUUACAGAGGACACAGUCAAAAAUGCUUCUAGUAAAGAGCAGAUAUUUCUUGUUAUCUCCUCUUCUAACUUCGUCUUAAAGCUUCUGUCAUCUGGAUCUUCUGCUCUUCAGGCCACGUUCCUCCUCAACUGCAUUCAGUGCAGUAAUCAUAGCCCUGAUCCAGACUUUCCCUCAAAGAUCACAAGUGACUCACUCAGUCCUCAGAGGAAAAAGAUGACCCAGAGAAAUCCUUCACCGCAGAGGGAUCAGAGCUUCAGACGCUCCACCUGGCUUCUGCUGAGUUUUAGAGCUAGUGAUUCGCCCCAUUCUAGAACAAGUAGUUACCAACUAUGCCACAGACACAGUCCCCCCACUUCGAUGCUACUUAUGAAUUUAAUCUGUAGGCCCCCAGCUGACUUGUGAAUGGAUGUCAGCAUUGCCUAACACCAGAAUGAUCUAGACAUCUGACCCAUUCUCAGCCUUCUUCCAGAUUAUGGCUGAUGCCAUCCACUUUCCCAGUGAUCACAGCCUCAAGGCAUAUGGCUGUGU
Messenger RNA from Meleagris gallopavo (turkey), 1898 nucleotides. The record is from RefSeq and is a predicted model, not a curated record. NCBI's taxonomy places the organism in Eukaryota, Metazoa, Chordata, Aves, Galliformes, Phasianidae.